CACCACCCACUGGAGCUGCACUGCGCCGUGAGGCACCGAGCUACGCUACCAGCAGGCACCGCCCUAUCGACCGACGUCAACCUCCAACCCCUCCACCCUCCUGCCCUCGACCCCCAAAACACCCUCACCACCGACGCCCGCGGUCCAGACGGAUCCCAAUUGUCCCACGACGACCUCACAGCAGGGCCAUUCGUCAAAUCCCCGCCGCAACCAUGUCGGAAGCUCCCAUCGUCCUCGAUGGAGGCACCGGCUUCCUCAAGGUCGGCUAUGCUGCCCAGAACUUCCCCGAGCACCAGUUCCCCUCGAUGGUCGGCCGGCCGAUCCUGCGUAGCGAGGAGAAGGGCGCCGACACCAGCGACCUCGUAAUCAAGGACAUCAUGUGCGGAGACGAGGCCGCCGCGGCCCGCACAAUGCUCCAGAUCUCGUACCCCAUGGAGAACGGCAUCGUCAGGAACUGGGAAGACAUGCAGCACCUCUGGGACUUUACCUUCUUCGAGAAGCUCAAGGUUGACCCCCGCGGCCGCAAGAUCCUCCUGACCGAGCCUCCAAUGAACCCCCUGAAGAACCGCGAGCAGAUGUGCGAGGUCAUGUUUGAGCGCUACGGGUUUGGUGGUGUCUAUGUUGCCAUUCAGGCCGUGCUGGCGUUGUAUGCUCAAGGUCUCAGCUCCGGUGUUGUCGUUGAUUCUGGCGAUGGCGUCACCCACAUUGUCCCCGUCUACGAAUCCGUCGUCCUUAACCACCUCACCCGCCGACUCGACGUUGCCGGCCGCGACGUCACCAAGAACCUGAUCUCCCUGCUCCUGCGACGCGGAUACGCUCUGAACCGGACGGCCGACUUUGAGACGGUGCGCCAGAUCAAGGAGAAGCUGUGCUACGUCUCGUACGACCUCGAGCUCGACAAGCGCCUCAGCGAGGACACCACUGUUCUUGUCGAGAGCUACACCCUGCCCGAUGGCCGCAUCAUCCGCGUUGGCAGCGAGCGCUUCGAGGCCCCCGAGUGCCUGUUCCAGCCCCACCUCGUCGACUGCGAGCAGCCUGGCAUGGCCGAGUUCCUGUUCAACACGAUCCAGGCCGCCGACGUCGACGUCCGCGCUGACCUGUACAAGGCCAUUGUCCUCUCCGGAGGCAGCAGCAUGUACCCUGGCCUCCCUUCGAGACUGGAGAAGGAGCUCAAGCAGCUGUGGCUCACGCGCGUGCUGGGCGGCGACCCGACACGCCUCAACAAGUUCAAGGUCAGAAUAGAAGACCCUCCCCGCAGGAGGCACAUGGUAUUCCUCGGCGGCGCCGUGCUCGCCAACAUCAUGGCGCAAAACGACAGCAUGUGGAUCUCCAAGGAGGAGUGGGCGGAGCAGGGCCCGAGAAUCCUCGAGAAGCUGGGUCCUCGAUAGACAAGGUAGUGGUCAUUGGUUUUUUCAAAGUGUAUAGAGGGUGGUCUUUACUACGUAGCAAAAAAAGCCCAUUUUUCGUCA
This is a messenger RNA of Microdochium trichocladiopsis, 1469 nucleotides long. RefSeq names its product actin family. Lineage: Eukaryota; Fungi; Ascomycota; Sordariomycetes; Xylariales; Microdochiaceae. Bases 213 to 1388 code for a protein of 391 amino acids. Gene Ontology annotation, biological process: Arp2/3 complex-mediated actin nucleation. The record is from RefSeq and is a predicted model, not a curated record. Gene Ontology annotation, cellular component: actin cortical patch; Arp2/3 protein complex. Gene Ontology annotation, molecular function: actin filament binding. The transcript is spliced from 3 exons.